Molecule: messenger RNA, 5073 nt
Organism: Alosa sapidissima (American shad)
Lineage: Eukaryota; Metazoa; Chordata; Actinopteri; Clupeiformes; Clupeidae
Gene: adnpa
Product: activity-dependent neuroprotector homeobox a
Exons: 4
Coding region: 559-3387 (942 amino acids)
Biological process (GO): regulation of gene expression
Cellular component (GO): nucleus
Molecular function (GO): DNA binding
Source: RefSeq, a predicted model, not a curated record
CAGCCGGGGACACGCUACAUUGUUUGAUGCCAAUGUAGCCGAUAACGAGGUUGAUAUUUACUGCGGUGUCCAUCCACGUCUCUGUGUUUAGAACAAGUUCGCGCUCGCUGCAUCUGGAUACGAGAUUUUUUCUUUUAAGUUCUACACAAAUAUAUGUCACUUCCGCUGUACUCGAUUCGCCAUUUUGGACAGGCUUGGCCCGAGCCAUGAUGAGGAAUGGUCUCGAUAUAGGAAAACUUGCCGUUAAUGAUGCUUCUUCGUUGUAUAUUUGAUUUGAGGAUAAUCUGACCACUGUAGAACAACACACUGUAUCGCACUGGCCAGCGUACACCUCAGCAACUGGGCAUAUUUAAUUUACUGAAACACAUGGCACAGAUGAUCAGGAUGAGUUGCUCAGCCCCACCGGCAGCCGAGUUUAGACGAAGGACAACUGCAGCACCGGGUUGGACACAAUAAACUGGAGUCGGUCUCCUCUGUCCUGCGGUUUGGAUGGAGUAACGUACAGUCCCUGAGGGGUGAAAUAUUUGCUGUCCCGAAAGAAAGAGAGCAGCAGCAAAGAUGUUUCAGCUACCGGUGAACAACCUCACCAGGAUACGAAAGGCCAGGAAGUCGGUGAAAAAAGUGCUUGUUGACAUUGGAUUGGAGUACUGCAAGGACCAUGUUGAGGAUUUCAAGGAGUUUGGUCCUGAUGAUCAUUAUGUGAAGAGUCUUGGUUGGGAGGAUGUCUGUCUGUGGUAUCCACAAAAACCACAGGACUACAGAUCAAAGCAGUUUUGCUGUUCAGAGUGCCCCUUCUCUUCCAAAUACUUCUCGGGAUACAAGAACCACUUUCGCAAUGUGCACAGGCAGGACUACGAGAAGCACAUUCUACUCAACUGCCCCUACUGCAUGUACAGCGGCAAUAAGAGGUCCUUGGAGACUCAUGUGCGGCUCUUCCAUGCGGCCAACAACGCUUACCGUCAGAACAUGACGUCCAACCAGGCCAACAUGAUGGCGAUGAAGGACGGCUCGCUCCAGGCUGUGUACUUUUGCAAGACGUGCACCUACCAGGACCCCCUGUACAACGUAGUGCGUCGGCACAUUUAUCGCGAGCACUUCCAGCAUGUGGCUAAGGCCUAUGUGGACAUGGACUCUGAGAACAAAUCAGGUGGUAAUGGCUCUGGCGCUGGCAUAAAUGGCAUCCAGUGCAAGAUCUGUCAGUUUGCACCACGCUCCUACGAGGCACUGGUACAGCAUGUGGUCGAGUUCCAUGAGAAGAUUGGAUACCAAGUUACUGCACUGAUUGGCCACACAAACAUCCCCGUGUCCAGACCCACAUAUCAGGCAGGUUUGUCAAGAGGAGCCGUCUUGACUUCUGGAGGUUGGCGACCUCAGACACCCCAGCAGAUGAACCGCAUGGCCCCCCCCAAAAUGCAGGGGAUACCAGUCUUGGAUCACUUGAAGCAAAAUACUAUAGGGUAUAAGCUUCCUAUGGGGCAGCCUAUCCGCAUGGGCCCCGCUGACAGUGCAAAACUGUUGGGCGCGUGUGAUCCCAUCCCGGUCAAGAAGCCGCAUAAUGUGUCCACUGCUCAAACACAGAAGUGGAAGAUCUGCACAGUGUGCAGUCAGCUCUUCCCAGAGAGUGCAUACAGUGCCCACUUUGAGAAGGAGCACCAGGCAGAGAAGGUGAGAGUGAUGGCCAAGUACAUCAUGAAGAUCCAUAACUUUACUAGCAAGUGUCUGUACUGCAACCGCUACCUGCCCACCGACACACUACUGAGCCACCUGCUGGUCCAUGGGCUUUCGUGCCCGCUGUGCUACACCACAUUCAACGAAGUGGAGAAAAUUGUAGCACACAAACGCCAGUGUUGCCCCGAGGACACGAAGACUGCUCCUGGCGAGUCUCCACUAACCUUUGACCUCACUGUUGCUCUUGGCAAGCCCAAGAACAUCCAGCUGAUCGUUACUACCUAUAACAUGAAGGACGCCUCUGAACAGUCCUCCACUAAGGCACAGGCCCACAUGUCUGACCUACCCAAGAAAGUGCAUGUAAAGAUACCAGACAGUCAGCACGAGUCACCGGCUCCAAAGGUGCCUCCUGCGAGUCUGACACCCAAGACGGAGGUCGGCAAGACCCUGUGCCCCCUCUGCUUUUCCAUCCUGAAAGGGCCCAUAUCUGAGGCUCUGUCUCUCCAUCUGCGGGAGCGUCACCAGGUGAUCCAGACAAUGCACCCUGUGGAGAAGAAGAUGACCUACAAGUGCAUCCAUUGCCUCGGUGUAUACACAAGCACCAUGACUGCCUCCACCAUCACGCUGCACCUGGUGCACUGUCGAGGCGUGGCUCAGUCUCAGGGAGGUACAGCCAGGCCUAGCACUGCUAGGGCUGGUCAGGUCACCAAGCCUGUGGCCACCUUGCGUCCCCCAGGCAUAGGGACUCUGAAACGUGAGCUGCCUCCGCCCGAUAGUCUGGAUGCGAAAAAGAGGAAAAUGGUGGACCACACCAGAUGCUACCCCACUAUAUUUGUGGAGAAGCCCGAGGAACCGGUUGUGUUGGCUUUGGAUCCCAAAGGCCAUGCGGAGAAGACCUACGAGGCUCGUAAAGCUUUCCUCACUGCCUACUUCAACUGCCACCCUUACCCGUCGCAGCGUGAGGUGGAGAAGCUCGCGGCCAGCCUCUGGCUAUGGAAGUCCGAUGUCUCCAGCCACUUUGCCAACCGGCGCCGCUCAUGUGAGCGAGACUUCGUCACGAGGAAGGCUGUUGUGUUGCUCGGCUUCAACAUGCGUGCUGUCAACCAAGUCAAGCAUGACUUGGACUUUGACCCGCAGUGGUAUUUCGAGGGCACGGAUGAUGACGACAGCAGGCUCUCAAAGAUUACUAAAUCCAGAUUGAAGGAUGCUGGAGGCUUUCAUCACAGUGAGAAUGCCAAAGCAGUCCAACACUUUGUCAUCAGGCAGCCUGUGAUCGCAGGACAGGGUAGUCUAAACAAGCCGAGCAACAGUGCCUUCACGCCGAAACCCGGCUCUUAUCAAGAACCCAUAUCCAUUGACUCUGAUAGUGAUUCUGAUGUAGAAGAGACGACCAGUUACGCUAAGCCCUACGAGCGACCUCAUACCGUGUUGGCAAGGGGAACCGGUGCCCACUUGGGCCAGCAGCCGGUGUUCCUCUCUCAGGAGAGACGGCCUAGGCCCCAAGAGAACUCCUCACGUAGUUUAACUGGACUCAUAGAUGGACCCUCCAUGGGCCACUCGGCCAGAGAUGCAGCCAAGAACCUGGACAGCUCUCUGUCUGUAUCCAGCCCCGAGGAGGAGUCAUGGGCCCGUGGCUCAGUGACCCUCGACGAUAGCAGUUAUAGACCAGCUGGUAUUUUUGAAGGACAGGGGAAGGAAGUGGGGUUGGUGGGUAGGUGAGCAACAGGACCUUGAUCACCCUCCAAUUUGCUGCCAAUCUCUGUAUCUCUCCACAGGAGAAGACUUGACUGACUUUAUGAGAAUAUUGACCUCCCUACCAUUUUGUUUAUGGCUAUAACAGAGGAAAUGGUUACACAGAGAAGACAUUGCUAAUUCAAAGUAACAACAAUUAAAAAAAAAAAACAUUUAAUUUGAUUCACUCUGGUAAAACCGUUGUGCUGAAAAAUAUACAUUGUGCUGACUGUGGAAAAAAAUAUGCAUUUUGAUGAUAGAUUCCAUCACUUCAGUGAUGUUGAAGGGUGUCAACGGCAGUGAUGAAAAAUUGCCUGCUGGAAGUACUGUUUGGAUUUGACUGAGAUGAAUAUGGACCUCUAUUUUCCCAAAUUGUAUAAUUUAAGUGUCUCUUGUGUAUAUUUUAUAUGCAUUUCCCUCUAUUUAAUCAUUCUUAACAAGUAGUUGCUAAAAAUCAUGGAAAAAAUGGGUUUUCUCUUUUGUUUUUCUUUUUUGUCAAUAAAAAAGGCAAGCGUAGCCUAAUUUCACAAAAGUAAUCGAAAUUGUGUCAUACAGAUAGUAACUUUUCAACUUAUAGAAGAUGAUCUCAUGCAUAACUUUUCUGUUUAUUUCCUAUUUAUUUUUCUUUUGCCAUUCUUCCUGGCUUCAGACCAUUCCCUCACACAGAGAACAUUCUCACAUCCCUCAGAUGUUGAAGCUCUGAAUGUGAAUGGCUCUUGUAGACUUAAAGACCUCAGCUAGUCCCAAGGGUGCAGGUUGGGAGAUCAGACCAGAUGUUGGAGUAAAAGUUGGUGUGUGUGUGUGUGUGUGUGUGUUGAGUGAGUAUGUGUCCUCUCUCAGCUCCUGCUUUGUGGUUUCAAGUGCUUUGAUCAUUAAGAUGCUUAGGAUAAUAAUCAGAUGGGGAAAAAACAUUGUUUUUUCUUUUGAGCUAAAUCUACCUGUACAAGCUUGAAUAUGUUGUUUUCUAAAAAGGGCACAAAUACAAGGUUUCGUGUAGACUAUUGUCCCUGGGAGGAUGACACUAUUCUGGUGGUCUUAAUAACUUGCAUGAUGUGGACACUGUAGAUUUAGCUAUUCUGAGGACUUUAUUUCUCUUUUAGCCAUGGCAGUACUGGUGAAUUCCUAUUUCCAGUAUUGGAAAUGAUCUUUUGAAUCAUUGAAGAGCUGUGCAGAUGUUGUUUAUCUAAUCUAAUCAGAUUUGUACCCCAUACGAUUGAUUGAAAGCUUCAAACACUCAUGUAAUUCUUGAGACUCUACUACAUUUGUCAGCUUUUUUCAUAUGUUGGGAUUUGCCUGAAAUGAAUUAAAUUAAUACAGUGUUUAUUAAUUACCGUCUUAUUGUGCUAUGAAACCCGACAAGUGUUUUUGUAUUUUUAUAUAUGAUGGGGGGGAGAAAUACGAUUAUUCUGUUAUCAUUCAGAGACAGAUGCCCACGUUAUUUCUUUAUUAUUUUUUCUUUUUUUCCCUUUUUUUUUGGAAUGUGAGGGUUUGUGUAAGGAUCUCAGAAAUGUUUAUGUUGGCAGUCAUGAUUAUUAUUCACUGUCUGAAUGCUAGGUAUUUGUCCUCUGUGUGACUAAUGUGUAGCAUCUUUUUUGUUAAAUUAUGUAGUUAUUUUGAACAAACUCCUUUUGAAAAAAAAUAAUAAAAAGUGAACUUUUGUUGAGACACCACAUA